UGGCCAAGGCCAGGGGCGGCCCGCGGGCCCACCAGCAGCAGGAUCCGGUCAUUGCGGGAUCCGGUCACUGUGGGGCCAAGCUGUGGGGCUGAACUGUGGGGCCGGGUGCUGGCAGGAGACGUGGGAUGGAGGAGGGCCGGGCUGGACAGAACCCCUGCUCCCCACUGCACCUUGCAAGCGAGCGGCUGGACGAGGACAAAGGCAGGGAUGAGGAUGAGGACGAGGAUGAAGAUGAGGACACAGCUGCAGCAGGGGACGAGCAGCACAUCACCACGCUGCUGGCCUGCAUGGACCCCCACAGCACUCGGCAUCUGCCCCAUAGGGAGGAAGAGGAGCACUCGGGGUGCACCAGCAGCCCCUGCCCCGAUGGGCAGCAGCCUCAAGGGCUCGAUGGCACUGGGACGGAAGCCCCCCGCCCCGACCUCUUUGCUGCCCUGCAGCACGCCGUCAGCUCGCUGGAACGCGCCGUCAUCUGCCGACAUCGGUGCACGCCGGCACCACCAGCAGAGUGGGCACAGAGCCUGGAGGAGCUGCAGCGCGUGGCGGGGACGUGGCAGAGCCUGGAGAGGGGCGAGGGGCUGCUGGAGGCGGCGGCGAGGAACGCAGCGCUGCGGGAGGCACUGGGGGACCGCGACGAGGAGCUGAGCCGCACCACGGAUGCACUGCAGGCGUUGCAGGGGGAGCGCGAGCGGCUGCAGGGGAAGGUGUGGGAGCUGCAGGAGGCUCUGGCCAGGCUGGAAGGAAUGGGUGGUGCUGGGGGUGACACCGUGGGGCUCAGCAGUGCUCCAGGAAUGGGGGACCCCCAGGACUUGUCCAGCUGCAUCCUGAGCUACGACGAAGCUCAGCCCCAUAGCGCUCAGCCCCACAGCCCACUCUCCCCCCUGCGCUCAGAGGGUGCCAGCCAGGAGCUGGACGAGAGGAUGCGACAGCUACAGGGGCACAUGGAGAGGCUGAAGGAGGUGAACCAGCAGCUCUCGGCUGCUCUGCACGACUGCAAGAGCGAUUCGGAGCGGCUCAGCAUGGUGCUGGGGCAGCACGAGUCAUGCAGCAGCGCGCUGCGCCUGGCACUGCACUGCAGUGAGCGCUGCGUGGACGCCUAUGCUGCACUGCUGGAACGGAUGUGGGCAAAACUGGGCAGGGAUGGGCACGGCCCCGAUGCUGGAGCCAUGGGGAAGCAGAGCGCAGAGCAUGGCCGUGGGCCCAGCCCCACACAGAGCCUGCAGCUCCAGGUCCAAGCUGAGCCAAACAGGCAGGAGGAGAGCGGGGUCAGCUCCUGCCCCAGGCUGCACAGCACCCACGGGUCAGAGGAGGGGGCCCUGCGUGAGGCCAUCCGCCAGCUGCGUGCCGAGCAGGCGGCGGUGCAGGUGUCCCUGAGCCACGUCCCCAUACCCACCCGUGCCCCAUCCCGCUGCGGUGGGGACAUCUGUGCCCGUGCUGAGCGUGCUCUGCAGGAUGCUCGUGCCCUCCUGCCUGGCUGGAGGCGGCCAGAGAGAGCGGAGCUGCUGCGGGAGGUAGCAGAGCUGAAGGAGGCCAUGGCCGAGCUGAGGAUGCGGCUGCAGUUGGCAGAGAGGGAGAAGAGGGGCUUGGAAGUGCUGGCAGCUGCGCAGGGCCCACGGGAGGCAGCGCUGCGCCUGGUGCUGCAGCACAUGGAGCGGGAGCAGGGGGCUCACAGCCCCUCCAGCAGCUCCAGCAGCAGCGAGGAGGAUGCUCCGAUGGGAGCAGCAGCACCGCAGCGCCCUGCGGACCCAGAGAGGACGGCGCAGGAGCUGCAGCGUGCAUUGGCACGCAUCGAGCAGCUGCACGCCCGAGCACAGGCCCUGGUGCUGUCCCUGGAGCAGAGCAGUGCUGUCAGCCGUGCACAGCACAAGAAGUGCAUCACCGUCACCAGAGAGUCCUUCCAUGCUCACAGUGAUGCUGUGCCCACAGUGCUCUGGCCCUGGCAUACCGCAGUGCCCGGCACAAGCAGGCAGCGCAGCUGCAGCACCUGGAGGCCCGGGCAGGAGCCAUGCAGCAGCAGCAGGCGCAGCGCAUGCAGGCAUUGGCACGACGGCUGCAGGCCUUGGAGCAGCACAAGGCUGGCGGCGAGACCUGCAUUUAGGGACACAGGCUGUGUCCACGGGGACAAUAAAGCACUGACGCUCGUGGCUGUGGCUCGGCCGCACUGGGGGCUGAUGGGGGGCUAUGGGGUCGGCUCAUCCCUGUAACAAAGCCAUCCUCCCCUCCCGCGGCCCCAGAUGAAGCCGUUCCGUUCGCCCUGACGCGGGAUCAAAGGUGACGGCGGUGGCCCCAUGCAUAUUCAGGAGGAAGAGGAGCAGUGACCCCGCA
Messenger RNA from Meleagris gallopavo (turkey), 2325 nucleotides. The record is from RefSeq and is a predicted model, not a curated record. NCBI's taxonomy places the organism in Eukaryota, Metazoa, Chordata, Aves, Galliformes, Phasianidae.